AUGGAGUUUUCCGGAUUACCAUGCUGCGUCCUCUCUUUCGCGCUUCUCCUCCUUCCCUUAUCCAUCGCCUCGGUAGAGCUCCAGAAGGCGCCCGUUUCAGGUAGAAAACAGCUUGAAGAAGACGGCUUUGGCGCAUGGAGGAGGUUCGUCGCCGAGGUGCCGUCCGCCGGCGACGCCACGGCGCAAAACAGCACCUUCGUGCUGGCGGCGGAGAGGACGUAUAGGCAAGACCCCAUGAACGGAUACCAACGCUACACCGGCGGCUGGAACAUCAGGAACCAACACUACUGGGCUUCCGUUUCUUUCACCGCCAUGCCACUCUUCGCCAUUGCCGUAGCUUGGUUCCUGGGAUUCGGCAUCGUCCUCCUCCUCAUCUGCUGCUGCUACUGCUGUUGCCGACGGCGGAAGCACUCCUACUCGCGAGCCGCCGAUGUCAUCUCUCUCAUUCUCCUCGUACUACUAACCUGCGCUGCAAUCGCUGGAUCUGUCAUCCUGUACGACGGACAGGGGAGGUUUCACAAGAGCACAUCGGCAACACUGGAUUACGUUGUGGGACAAGCAAAUCUGACAGUGGACAAUCUUCAGAAGUUCUCCAGCAGUUUGGCUGAUGCUCGGAACAUCGGAGUGGAUCAGAUCUUUCUUCCUACCGAUAUGCAGAGCAAAAUCGAUGUGCUUCACACAAAGAUCAACACCUCGGCCACUGCUCUCUCUACUCAGACAUCAAAGAACUCCAAGAGUAUCCAUGGCGUGUUAGAUGCAGUGGGUUGGAAUCUGAUCAUCGUGUCUGCAGUGAUGCUGCUUUUGGCAUUCCUCGGAUUCGUAUUCUCUAUAUUUGGACUGCAAUUCCUUGUCUCUAUCUUAGUGGUUGUUGCGUGGAUUUUAGUAGCAGGCACAUUUAUCUUAUGUGGCAUUUUUCUUCUUAUCCACAAUGUGGUCGGGGACGCCUGCGUCGCCAUGGACGAGUGGGUGGAUCAUCCGCACGCGCACACAACUCUGGAUGACAUCCUUCCCUGCGUCGACGUCGCUACCGCCGAUGAAUCCAUGCAACGAAGCAAGCAAGUCACGUUCCAGCUGGUCAACCUGGUCAACCAGGUCAUCGUCAACAUCUCCAACGCCGACUUCCCCCCUGGUAUGGCGCCUCUCUACUACAACCAGUCCGGCCCGCCGGCGCCGCCUCUCUGCAACCCCUACUUGCCCGACAUGUCCAACCGCACCUGUCUCCCCGGGGAGGUCGACUUCAACAGCGCAUCAAAGGUAUGGAAAGGCCACGUCUGCCAAACUGCUCGCGUCGGCGGGAGCGACGUGUGCACCACCGUGGGUCGGAUCACUCCCAGCAUCUACUACCAGAUGACGGCGGCGACCAACGUGAGCCACGGACUGUACUACUACGGACCCUUCCUGGCGCAGCUGGCUGACUGCACCUUCGUCCGCGAAACCUUCGCGGCCCUGGCCAGCAACAACUGCCCCGGCCUGGACCUCUACAGCAAAUUGAUCUUCGUGGGUCUCGUCAUAUUGUCGGCCGCCGUCAUGUUCUCCUCCACAUUUUGGAUGGUCUACGCCAGGGAGCGGCGGCACCGCAAGUACAACAAGCAGCUCAGUGGUCGAGAGAGGGUGCCUUUGGAUUUCUGAGACCCUCGAGUUCUUGGGUAGCUGUUGGGCGGUGCCUUCUUCAUGAAGCGAUCAUCUGCAUGGUUGAUGGUGCCUACGUACAUGAUGAUGAUGAUGUAACAUGAAACAAGCGCUUUGUGUGUUCUUUGUUUGCUCUAGGUUUUGGAUGAUACCAGUAAAGUUGCGU
Messenger RNA from Musa acuminata subsp. malaccensis (wild Malaysian banana), 1795 nucleotides. The record is from RefSeq and is a predicted model, not a curated record. NCBI's taxonomy places the organism in Eukaryota, Viridiplantae, Streptophyta, Magnoliopsida, Zingiberales, Musaceae.